AAAAAAAAAAAAAAAAAAAUUCCGGUCCUUUUACUUUUCUUAAUAAUUUUGAGGCGCAGUAUUAUAUAGUAUAUGGCUUCAACAAGUGGUAACAACGUAAAACAACGCUAUAAUAUAGCUAUAAGUCCAUUCGGUAAAGAGAUCGUAAUUUUCGAUUAUGUUUCACAUAUUUUAAAAACCUGGCGGUUUACUCAAGAUAUGAUAGCGAUUCCCACUAAUUUUGAAUGUGAAUUACGAGAAGAUAUUGGAAUUAAAACAGAAGAGAUCAAUUGGUCUUUAGCUAUUUCGGAUGCAGAUUCUGAUGGAAAUACAUUGAUUGCACUUUCUUGUUUUAAGUUUAUUAGAACGAAUAAUGAUAGUUCCAAAGAAAUUGAUAUAAUAACCAAUAAUAAAAAUGAAAAUGAAAUAAAUGAAAUUAAUAUGCAACAAAAGUCAACUAAGUAUGAUUCAAAAUAUUCUAAUGAGAAAACUGCUCUUAAUGACGAAAUUUCUGAUGAGAAUAAUAUAAAUAAUAUAGCCAUGAAAAUAUUAAAUUCGAUUCAAAUAAAUUCUACUCGAAUCGUAUCAACAUCAGGGAAUAAAGUAUGGCACAAGAUCAAAAAUUUUUAUGGAUUUUUACAAUUUUUUCAAGGAAACAUGAUAUUAAUUUCAAAUCAUUUAGGAAUUGUAAGAGGGUUAUGUAUUGAUAAUAAGUCAGAUAUUGAUGAUUUAACAAAUCUUUAUAAUAAUAAUUACACUUCAUCAAAAAGAAGAUUAAAAUUAAAAAAUGUGAAUGUUUAUGAAAAAUAUUGGAAACCAAUAUAUAUAAUAGAGAAACCAUCUUAUAUGGAUAAUGAUAAGAGGAAAUCAAAAUCAAAAUAUGCUAGAUAUUAUGAAAUAUGUUUUGAUAGAAAAAUUGAUAAACCUCUUUUUAUAUAUCAAGAUUUAUAUUAUCCUAGAACAUUUAAUAAACAAUUUAAAAAGCAUAUAAUUAAUUAUCAUGAACAAUCAGAAUCUUAUGAUAAAGAAGAGAAGAAAUUUUAUGAAAUAUUUGGAUAUCCUAGCGAUUUUAUUAAAAAUCUUGAAAUUUUGAAUGAAGAGGAACAAUUAAAUUUCAUUAAAAAUUGUGUUAUUUGCGGAAAAUUAAUUAUUCUUAACGAGGAAAAUAAUAUUGAAAUGUAUAAUUUAUUAAGUAAGAAUAUUGAUAUGUUAUAUCAUCAUUCCGAUUUUCAAACAAAAUUAACAAAUAAUAUUUUUGCAAUUUCAAAGAAUGCAAAAUUAUUGGCAGUUACGAUUAGUAACGAUUCAAUAGCAUUAUAUUUGAAUGAAAAUAGUUUGAAUAUUGCGAAUAAAAAAUUUACUAGUAAUUCAAUAAUUAGUAGAAAAAUAAUCUAUAUGACAUUCUUUAAUGAUGAUAAUAAAUUGUUAUUAUUGUUAAAGAAGGAGGAUAAAGAGGAUAAGAUCUUAAUCAUUUGGAAUAUUUUUGAAGAUUCUGAAAAAAUAUAUUCAAUCGAUGAAAAAGUUCAAAUAAUGGAUUUAUUUGGUAUUAUAGCUUUUAUUAAUAACUCUGGUAAUAUUCAAUUACUUGAUGAAAAGAAUCUAAGAGAAUUUGAAAUAAAAAAUAAUGACGAAACUCGACAAGAAUUAUUAAAAUUAUCGGAAAGUAUUACUAGAAAUUAUAAUAAACGUGAAAAAAGAAUAAUGGAUAAUAAUAUUUUUGAUAUUGAACCAUGGCUUGAUUCAGAUCAUUAUCAGAUAUCUUAUUGGCUUGAUUAUAGUAAAACAUUAAGAAUUUCAUAUGGAUUUUAUACGAUUCAAAUUUGGGAAAAUGAUGAAUUAAUUUAUAUUUGGUCCGAUUACAAUAUUGAUAAUUAUAAUUUAUCUAACAAAAUAUUAACACAAUAUAUUGAAUUAUUGGAUAUAUCACAAGAUGAUAAUGGGAAUAUUACUUCAAAAUUCAGAUGUAUUGAUGUUGAACAUGAAUUACAAAUUAGUAAACUUGUCAAUAACGAAUUUUUAACAAAAGAUCACGCAAUUGGUGCCUAUAAUAGUUUGAUCUUUUUUUCCAAGUUAAAGUUAACAAAUAUAUCAUAUAAACUUAAAAUCGAUGAAUUAAUUGAACAAACGAAAAGAAUUAUUUAUAAUAUUAUUAUUAAGAAACCAAAUCUUUGGAGGUUAUUAGACGUUAGAUAUAAUUUAAUGGAAAAUCUAAUUUACAACCAAUCAAAUGAUAUUAUUAAAUUCAUUCUUAAUUCAACAGAAGAAACUAAAAAGAAUGCUAAACGUAAUCAGAAAUUACAUAUUCCGCAACUUUAUGAUUGGAAUGGGAAUAUAAGAUCGAAUCAUGAAUUAUUAAUUGCAUUAAAAGAAAAUAAUAUUGAAGUUAUUCAACAAAUUACAAAUUAUUAUUCAUGUAAUGCUAUAGAAAAUACAGGAUGGAUGAUUACUUUAACUCGAGCAUUACCAGAACUAAAUAAAAAACUUCCUGAAUAUGUAAUUAAAUUAUUUAAAAAACCAGUGUUUUCUCAAAAACAAAUGCAUCUGAAAAAAUCCAGAAUUAAAUCAAUCUUGGCAACAAACCCAUCUUAUAAUAUAUUUAUUGUGGACACACGAUUACCUUCAUUAACGAAAAAAGAAUAUCAAAAUCAAUCCUUUUCUCUCAGAGAUUCAGAACAUUCUAAUGAUUAUUUAAAUGAUAAUAUUAAAAUACGUAUGAUACCUUUACCAGAUUUUAACAAAUUUGCAGAAAUAAGUGGAAUUAAGCAAAUUGGUUGUAGUCCUUUUUUUGAUUUGAUGUCAGAAAGGCAUUCAAAUUUAAUUUAUAACAAUUCCACAAUCGAAACUAUUAUAAAUUUUUAUUGGAAUACUCAUAUUUUUAGAAUAACUUUACCUAAAUUAAUAUUAUAUGUCAUAUAUUUUAUUGGUAUUAAUGUACAUUUGUUACUUUUUUCUUUUUAUCCUAUAUACAGAAACAUUUCUAAACAUUCUAAUAUUGGUGGUACCCUUGCAUCUUUACAAAGUUUAAAAUUUUUUAAUUUUAUGGGCUCAGAGACUAAACGAACAUUUUAUUACUAUAUUUUUCAUUCGUUCAGUUAUGCUUUGCUAAUAAUAACAUUAUAUUUAUUUGAUGAGUUUAGUGAUUUAAACAUAGUCGUGAUUUUGGUUACAUUUACAAUGUUAAUUUUAUGGGUAGAAUUUUUUUUGUUCUUAAGAAUAAUUCCAGUUGUUGGCGAAUAUAUUUUUAUUAUAACCUUCUUGAUAUCAAAGGUUAUUCCAUAUUUUCUUACAAUGAUGAUAAUGGUUUUUGGUUUUGGCUUCUCAAUGUUUAUAAUAUUUAGUAAUGCUGCAAUAUUAGGGAUUAAACCACAAAGUGAUGAAUAUCAAUUCUCAAAUAUAACAAUACAACAAAAAAUUGAUUCCCCUAAUUUUUUUGAAACAUUGGAAAUGGUUUAUCUUUGGUUAUUUGGAAAUUGGGAUGAUGUUAAGAAUUGGGAUUAUAUUCCUAUUAAAAUAUUAGCUCUAUUAGCAAGUUUUUUUAUUGUUAUUAUUAUGCAAAAUAUAUUUGUGGCAUUAAUGGCUGAAGAUAUUUCUACAGCGAGGAAUUAUAGUGUAAUAGCAUCUCUUAAAUCAAAAACUGAUUACAUUAUACAAGCUCAAUAUCAAAAUUAUUAUUAUCUUCGUAAUUUUGGAUCGUAUUUCUAUUUAAGUACAGAAUCUUCUUUUAAUUUUAGGUUUUAUCAUUUAACAACUUUUAAUUCAACUUAUAAUAGACACAUUUUUUAUACUGUAAAUAGAGAUAAUAUAAAAAAUUGGAUAACAAUCGAUGAUGAUACUACUUCAAAUGAUUCGGAAUUUUCUGGAAAUAUUAAUGAAUUAAUUGAGAAAAUAUCUGAUAGGCAAUUAUUUCUUGAAAAUGAGGUUCAUAAAUUAAAUGAAAAAUUUGAUAAAUUAUUAGUGUUAUUAAGUAAGAAACAAUAGGAACUUUUAUC
Messenger RNA from Rhizophagus irregularis DAOM 181602=DAOM 197198, 3968 nucleotides. RefSeq lists its product as uncharacterized. NCBI's taxonomy places the organism in Eukaryota, Fungi, Glomeromycota, Glomeromycetes, Glomerales, Glomeraceae. The record is from RefSeq and is a predicted model, not a curated record.